AUGAGCUUGAGAUUCCUUGUAGGUCAAGGAAUUUUGAUCCCUAUAAACAUAAAGCUCCUCCAAGUUAUUCUUCAUAUCACGAAUUUGUUCUCCAAUUCCUUCAGUGAGAGAAUCGUUCCAGCUUGCCUAAGGAAUAGACUUUGCCGCAUAUCCAAGCAAGGAGGUGGGCCAGCCAAGUGGUUUUUGGCUAUUGGCAUGGCUUCAUGGUUGAGCAGUGAUGAUUGUGGGCAAGGGCAGGCAAGCUUGGGCCUACCUGCGCUGGGCUUGGAGCGAAGGCAUGGAGGACCUGGGCUCAGAGCAAAGGCAUGGAGGCGCUGGGCCUUAUGCGUGAUGGGGUUGUGCACUGGGAGAGUAAACCACUCGUGUUGCGGUGCGAAUGGGCCUGGUGAGACGUUGUGGGCCUCUUACGCUGCUGGAGAUGCGAGUUGA
Molecule: messenger RNA, 429 nt
Organism: Prunus armeniaca (apricot)
Lineage: Eukaryota; Viridiplantae; Streptophyta; Magnoliopsida; Rosales; Rosaceae
Source: the annotation of a GenBank genome assembly